CGUUCAGAAUAGCAACAUUGGGAUGAUGUUGGCUUUAAAUUAUUAAUGUUUAUUAAAACAUAUUAAUUGGUAUUUAUUAUCGUAACGUUUUUAUCGUUUAUUUUGUUCUUAUGUUAUAACCACAGGGCAGUACGGUAUGAUUUAUUGAUCGCUAAGUGUUCUAACUCAUGAUUCACAGCAACUGACGAACUUCAGAUCGAUCAAAAACAUCAGACAUAAAGUUAAAGAUGCUGGCAUGACAUCACCUCACUACGACUGGACUGCGUACCGUCAGAUUGUAGUUGUUGACACAUCUGGAGGUGUAAUGGGUUCAGGGGAGAUGCAACAAGUCCCGUAUGGAUCUGUGGAUCGAGACAAGCCUCUCAUACGACUGCCUUUCACUUGGUUAACUAUGAUGGCAUUAUGUCUGCCUCUGAUCGGCUUCAUCACCUGUGUCGUACUAUCAGUGCUCAACCAUUUUAAUGCUGCUACAUACACACACUGCGAAGUUGCCAACUACCUACCAUCCAUCAGUGCAGCCAUCAGUCUAACACCAGAGCGAUACAUCUGGCGUUUCAGCAUCGGUUUGCAUUCAGCCCCACGGUUCCUGAUGUCAGCGACAUACCUGAGCUUUUACCUUGGUAGAUUCUCCAGGAGGCGGACGGAGAAACUGCUGAGUGUCCUUACAUUCGUCUUAGCUGUCAGUGAAAAUUCUGGGCUGCUUCUGCUCACAUACGUCUCCUCCACUGAGACUUACAGUAUCCAUAAGAACGGCUUUAUCUUAUUUAUCGGGAGCUCUUUUUUCCACAUGAUCUGCACCUGCUGGUUGUGGUCCGUGAUCGCGAGGCAUUCACUUAGUUCCGAGGAGAUGAGGUCAUACCGGUAUAAGCGCCGCCUCUUCCUCUUCAACAGUUGUUUCUGUCUGCUGGCUUUCUACUUCUUCAAACGCCACAACACUUAUUGUGAAGCGGGAAUUUAUACCCUCUUUGCUCUGUGCGAGUAUCUGGUGGUGGUCUCCAACAUGGCCUUUCACGUGACUGCCUACUGGGAUUUUGGAGGUAAGGAGGUGAUGAUUGCAACACCUCCAGAGGCAAAAUACUUCUGACAUGAGAUGUGAAUACUUGAAAUAUCCCUGAAACACAACGUUUCAUGAUGAAGAGGAUUUGGGGCCAUGACUGAUCCAUCAAAGCAUGUAUGUGUAAGACACAGAAACUGCAAGAUGGUUUACAUAUUUUGCUUGAUUAUUAUUAUUAUUACAGGUGUUUAAUAAGAUCAUGCUCAGUGAUUCAAUGUAUUUUUAAUAAUUAUUUAAAUAGAUGAUUUUUAUUAAGGAAACUCAUUGGUGUAUUUGGUCUGCUAAUUUCAUCUGCAAAAUGUACUUUAUAUAUUUUAUCUGCUGUUUGUUCGAAUAAAGUGCCAUUUCUGUGUCUUACAAGUUUGAUAUUUGCAGAUUUUAUAUUUGUUGAACAAUCGCAAAUGUAAACUAAAUGAUACUGUAGGGUCAUCUCAUUCGGUUUGCAUCCACUGUUGCAAUGAGAGCUGCUUGUGCAUCAGCAAACCUUUGACAUAGUAUAUACAUGCUGACCGUUCAUAGUACACAGUUCAUUCACACCAGACAUUUCUUUCUUCCUUUGCAAGCGCGAGUGUAAAUCAUGUGAAAUGUUUUUUUUUUUUUUCACUUCCUUUUGCACAGCACUUGACAUAUAUCUUUUAAUGGCUGAAGAGCAUUGGUAAGCUUGUAUUUAUUUAUAAGGUUAAACUGCGUUCGUCACGACACCUCAGUUGCCAUUUUUGUACGCAAGGACUAGUACACCACAAUGUGACACGUGUUUUACAGAUUUGAGGCGUUUUUUGUCAGGCUUUCAUGUUCAGCAUGAUGUUGUGAACAUAUAGCUGCAUAUAAUAAUGUUCGAUGUACCAAAGUCUUGUUUUUUACAUUGGUGUCAAAUAAAUAUUUUGUUGGAGUAA
Messenger RNA from Paramisgurnus dabryanus, 1947 nucleotides. RefSeq names its product post-GPI attachment to proteins 2 (gene pgap2). Lineage: Eukaryota; Metazoa; Chordata; Actinopteri; Cypriniformes; Cobitidae. The record is from RefSeq and is a predicted model, not a curated record. Gene Ontology annotation, cellular component: endoplasmic reticulum membrane; Golgi membrane. Gene Ontology annotation, biological process: GPI anchor biosynthetic process.